ACCUCCUCCGGGGACCAGCCGCCCAGGGAGGAGCCGGCACAGAACGCUGGCUCGGAGCGCCGGCACCCUGGGCCUUUGCGUUGUUUGUCGGCUGAGCAGCUGGUUCCCGGAGCCCGUGGGCCUCCUGGCCAAUGCGAGUGACAGCGACCUUCUGGGUUUAUAAUAAAGGGCUUGACGCGCCGGAAAGUCCCCUCGCCGCUGGCCACCAGCCUUCCAGCCCUUACGGCCCACGCUGUAAUCCUGGUGACCGAGAAGAGAGCAGAGCUGCUGCCAGAAGGAAGGGGACAAGACCCAGCAGGACACCUUCUUUCCACGCUUUCUAGCCUGUGGGAGCGGCAGGGGCAACAGAGAGGGGACCUGGAGCCAGGAUUAAUGACUCAUUUAUGAAGCAUCUUAUUCUGCGACCGAGGCUCAGUGGUCAGUGGCGACGUAAAUGGCUCGACUCCCCGCUGGCAUUCGCUUCAUCAUCUCAUUCUCCAGGGAUCAGUGUCUUUAGGAACAUUCCAGUUUGCUGUGUAAAUGGACCCUUCACCCAAUUCUACAGGACAGCUUCUGUCAGCCUGGCUACACCGUGGCAGUGACUCUUCCCAAAGGGGCUCAUUCAUUAAGGUGUCUCCCUCCACACAAGGCUGAACUAAAGGUUCCAGAGGCAUGUGCUGCCCCUUGUGUGCUCCUCAGUGUUCUCAGGGCAUCUCUAGGCGUGUGCUGUGAGCACCAGCCGGGAGUCACCCCGCAGAGGAAGGCAGGAGCCCAGAACGCAUCACCAGGGCCUGAUCACCCAAGCAGCCCUGACCAUCGGGAACGCGGUGUGUGUCGGGGCCUCAGCACUCUUCAGACCUCAGCCCGACAAAGGGAGACAGCCUUCCUUCUGGGCUGUCUGGGUGGAGAGUGGAGAUGUGAACCCACAGCCCAUAGGACAGAGCUGCUCUUCUCAAAAUCCUUCCUAGCUGGGUGAUAACACCUGUAGAACUGGCACUGUGGAUGGAGAAUCCUCCUGCAUGGAGCAGGAGAGAUGGUCCAUGGACUUGUCUGAGACUGGGGAGGUGCUGGAGGCAACUUGGCCUGAGAACUUUGUUCACCUGUUUUGAGGAGAUUGGAGAAGGAAACCCUGUACUCCAAUGAGGGCCGAUCAGGGUCACCCAUCAGCCUUACUUGCCCUAGUCAGCUCCAGCAGGUGGGGUGGAAGUGACCAGUUUGUCAAGCUGUGGGCUGGACAAGUGAGCAUUGAGGGCCGGUGAAGCCCAGUGGCCUGGAAUCUUCCUGCACCAGCAGUCGAAGGCGUGAGAAGCAGUGGUGGCCUAACAGACAGCUUCAUCCAAAGCGCUGAGACUUUCUUUCCUUGCCAGAAAGGAUGGUUUUCAGAAACACGAGGACAGAGGCUGGGGCUUCUGGAGCAAAUCCACUGUACCCACAUAGCCUUUGUUCUUUGGGCUUUGGGAUAAAUGAUAGGCUCGCCUUUUAGGGUUUCACUUUUUUCCCAUUUGGCCCUUGCCAUGGGCUUGGAGAGGAAGCAUUGGAGAAAGGCCAUUGGAAGAUAGUUCCCUGAUGAAGAAGAGAGCACUGGGGAAUUUCUGUCUUCAGUCAGCAGGUAUUCUGCGAGUUGGUUUGGUUUGGUUCCUUCCCCAAAGGCACAGGCAUUCCAAAGGUUGUAGUUUUGAGUCACACGGAGCCACCAACCUUUCUUUCCCACCUGAAAUAUGGUCUUUUUUUUUUAAGAAAAAUCUGGAAAUAUUUAUUUGACCCCUACUUUAGCUGGUGACCAGAGAAGAAGGCAGCUCUGGGAUCCUAGGAUUUUAGUUACUUGUGGAAAGCUUCCCUCGGAGUAAAUCACAACAUUAAAAAUGUAGAUGCGCAGCUGGGAGAAGCAACCCCUUAUCCCAGGGACUCUUGGAAACGCUGCCUUUCUUUGUCCUGUGUAGGACGCCGCCUUAGGUAAUUAUUGAUUCAGGUUGUUGGUGGCGCCGUUUGAAGUCUCUUCCCAGGCCACAAGCAGGACAGGUUCUCCAGGGUAGGGAGAUGUGCCUAGGACACAGAAGAGCUGCCCCUCGCCUUCCACUCAUGUCAAAUACUUCUUUCUCCCAACCCAUUUUGUUGCCCCAAAAAGUAUUUUUCUAUGCGGUGGUUGAGACUCUUAGACUGGAGUUGCCCUUUGUCUUCUUUCUAAGGCACCUUCUUUUCUUCUUUCUUCCUCACACUCAUGCUGACUCUUUCGGCUGCUUUUCUCCCAGCCAAACUGAGCGAGGGGCUUCGUACCAGUGUUUCUGUCAUUGGCCUAUUGAGAGCCUGCCAGCGUCACUGCCUUUUUCUCUUUGAGGGCCGUGAAAUAUUUAUAUGUCUGCCUUGCUUGCGUGCUUCUGAAAAGUUGCAUAGAAACCAAAGAGCCAAAAAUAAAUAUGAUCUUAAUUGCCCAGGAUAGCAGGCUACGCCAGAAACUUGUGGUUAGUUUUGUUGUAAACUAAACAUUUCAUCGUGCUUGUUCUGCUUUGUAAACUCAAGUGUGCAUCUCGAGUCCCAGGUUUCCCUUUGGUUACGGUUUCUUUAAAUAAAUGAAUGCUUUUGAUAUUGUGACGUAAUAAUAAGAAACAUGCUUUUGGUCUCUGGCCCUGGCUCUGGGCACACAGCUCCUACAACCGUUAGUGCUGAGUGUCUUUUUGUUUGCUAAUGAGGUGACUGUGGCUGGGGCUCCAGGACAGCCUCCUGGGGGACUGGUUGCCAGGGCAACCGACCGCGUGACCAUGUAAUUAGAGGUUGGGACUCCACCCGUGGACCUCUGGGGAGGGGAGGGAGCCCGCAGAGGUGGAGUGGAUCACCAGUGGCCGGUGUUCUGCUCGAUGGUGCCUGUGUAAUGAGGCCUCCACAGACUCCCUCAACGACAGCGUUUGGGGGCUUGCAGGCUGCUGAGCACGGGGAGGUUCCCGGAGGGUGGAGCCCUGGGGAGGGCACAGCAGCUCCGAGCUCCCUGCCUCAUACCUCGCCCUGUGCAUCUCUUCAUCUGUACAGAGCCUUCAUUUUUAUUUUGACAUUUCUGCUGUAUGCAAGUUUUCACUUAUCUCGAAAGCCUAUCAGCAUAGUUAAGGGUGAGCUCCACAAGUACUGCACUGCUUGGGAUGAAGCUGACGUCAGGUUCAGCAGCCAGAACAGGAAGUCUGGGUCCGCUGCCCCCCACCAGCUACCUGACAAUGAGACCGACUGUGGCUGGGCACCGUUUGAUAAGAACAACUAUCAGCAGCUGCUUGGGGCCCUGGACUACUCCUUCCUGUGCGCCUAUGCCGUGGGGAUGUACCUCAGUGGCAUCAUUGGGGAGCGCCUGCCGAUUAGGUAUUACCUAACUUUUGGGAUGCUCGCCAGCGGAGCCUUCACCGCCCUGUUCGGCUUAGGGUAUUUCUACAACAUCCACAGUUUCGGAUUCUACGUGGUAACUCAGGUCAUCAACGGGCUGGUGCAGACCACCGGCUGGCCCAGCGUCGUCACCUGCCUCGGCAACUGGUUUGGAAAAGGAAGGAGAGGUUUGAUUAUGGGGGUCUGGAACUCCCACACCUCCGUGGGCAACAUCUUGGGGUCAUUGAUCGCUGGCUACUGGGUGUCCACAUGCUGGGGCCUGUCCUUCGUCGUGCCUGGAGCCAUCGUGGCAGCCAUGGGGAUAGUGUGCUUUCUCUUCCUCAUUGAACAUCCGAAGGACGUCAGGUGCUCCUCCACCCUGGUGACGCACUCAAAAGGCUAUGAGAAUGGUACAAACAGAUUGAGACUCCAGAAGCAAAUCUUGAAGAGCGAAAAGAACAAGCCUCUGGACCCAGAGAUGCAGUGCCUGCUGCUCUCAGAUGGGAAGGGCUCCAUCCACCCGAACCACGUCGUCAUUCUCCCCGGGGACGGUGGGAGUGGCACGGCCGCCAUCAGCUUCACAGGGGCCUUGAAAAUUCCAGGCGUGAUAGAGUUCUCACUGUGUCUGCUGUUUGCCAAGCUGGUCAGCUAUACUUUCCUCUUCUGGCUGCCCCUGUACAUCACGAAUGUGGAUCACCUUGAUGCCAAAAAAGCGGGGGAGCUCUCCACCCUGUUUGACGUGGGCGGAAUCUUUGGUGGGAUCCUGGCCGGUGUGAUCUCAGACCGACUGGAGAAAAGGGCCUCCACCUGCGGCCUGAUGCUGCUGCUCGCGGCCCCCACGCUCUACAUCUUCUCCACCAUCAGCAAGAUGGGGCUUGAGGCCACCAUCGCCAUGCUGCUGCUCAGCGGAGCCCUGGUCAGUGGGCCCUACGCGCUCAUCACCACCGCCGUCUCCGCCGACCUGGGGACUCAUAAAAGUCUGAAAGGCAACGCGCACGCCCUCUCCACCGUGACGGCCAUCAUUGACGGGACCGGCUCUGUAGGAGCAGCCCUGGGCCCCCUGCUGGCUGGGCUCCUCUCCCCGUCCGGCUGGAGCAAUGUGUUUUACAUGCUGAUGUUUGCAGAUGCCUGUGCCUUACUGAUUUAAGGAACAGUGACACCCCACCCCAGUCCCGUGGAGGGGGUCUGGGCCCACCCUUCACAACUGCCUUUCAAGGACAGUUCAGACAAAGGGCCCUGCAUGGAAAGAGUGACCUCCCUUUGCCUUUUGCACACGCACCUGGAAAAGACACAGAAGCCAACCUGAGAACUCCUGGUGCUAUUUUAAAGGAGACAUAUUGCUGAACAGCAGUGAGAAAAGUCUGCAGGAACUGCUGCCUGAGCCGAGCCAGAGAACCGAAGACCCGGCCGGCCCUGGCCUCACAGGCGUGUGCCCAUGCAGCCAUCCAAAUGCACGCGUGACAACAAGGCCGGGAGGGUGGGGGGGGUGCACAGGUAGCCCCGACCCUCUCAGGCAUUUCAGCCACAGAACAUCAAAGUGAGCGAGUGCUGCGCCGGCUGUGGCUUCAGAGAACCAGUAUGUGCCAUGUGGAAAAACAGGACACCAGAGCUCACCAGACAGUGCCGGCCAGCAGAGAAGCAGAGAGCCAGCGCCACACAACAUCAAGAAGGCCAACAACCAGGCUGGAAACCAAGACGGAGCUCAGCCCCACCACAUCGCCCCAGAGGCUUUUCCAGCACCCACGAUGCUCCGGACUGACCUGAAAACUAAUUGUCGAGAAGCCAAGGGUGAGGAGACAGGAAGCACCUCCGGUUGGAGGCACCCAGGCGUGCCAGCCACAGAGCGCCCCGAAGUCACCGUCAUCCCAGCCCCUGGCCUUCCUGCUGCCCUCCGGGGCCAUGGCGCUGCUGUUCAGCUCAGGCACAGGGGCACAGCAGAGGCUUGGGAAGCGGUCUCCCCACCGGCACUGGGAUUGGCGGGUCCAAGCCCAGCAACUGGCUUCGCUCCACAACACACACCACACCUGGGACUGUUUUUAAUACAUAGCAACAGACUGGGUUAUUUAUUUAAGAUGUGUAUUGUGUCAUAUGAAGUUUAAGAGACAUAAAUGGCAUUUUGUUAUUUAUUAAGACAAACUCCAAUUGUUCUCUGGCUGUUUUUUUCAGUUGUGUCUAGCAAAAUACUUAUCUGCCCUUUGAAAUAAAAUGUUUUUGUUUAAAAAA
Pan troglodytes (chimpanzee) is the source of this 5541-nucleotide messenger RNA. It is a transcript of the gene SLC37A1, whose product is annotated as solute carrier family 37 member 1. Gene Ontology annotation, biological process: glucose-6-phosphate transport; phosphate ion transmembrane transport. Gene Ontology annotation, cellular component: endoplasmic reticulum membrane. NCBI's taxonomy places the organism in Eukaryota, Metazoa, Chordata, Mammalia, Primates, Hominidae. The record is from RefSeq and is a predicted model, not a curated record. Gene Ontology annotation, molecular function: glucose 6-phosphate:phosphate antiporter activity. The coding region runs from base 2846 to 4465 and encodes 539 amino acids. The transcript has 20 exons.